Gastrolobium bilobum is the source of this 1296-nucleotide messenger RNA. RefSeq lists its product as uncharacterized. The record is from RefSeq and is a predicted model, not a curated record. NCBI's taxonomy places the organism in Eukaryota, Viridiplantae, Streptophyta, Magnoliopsida, Fabales, Fabaceae. The transcript has 2 exons. Bases 1 to 1296 code for a protein of 431 amino acids.
AUGAAGCUCUUGACAUCAUCUUAUUCAUCAUCUCCAUCAUCUUCAUCCACCCUCAGUUUUGACCCAACUUUGUGCAACUCCAAAAGUGCUACUGCAGGGUGUCUCACAGCCAUCUUGCGCAGGAUUCUCUGCUCUGGUGGCCUUCAAACACAACCAUCAAACACAAUCAGAGAACUUGAUUCAAUGUCAAUGGCGAGUGGCAAUGUUCAUGAAUUGAAGGGUAAGCAAAAGACAGAAGCUUCUACUACCACUGCUCCUCCUGGGAUAGUGGCAAGGUUAAUGGGUUUGGAGUCAAUGGGUGAAGCAAACCCAAGUUCACUAUCACGUAGCCGAUCCAUGAACUCUGUGAACUACUUGGGGGAAUGCAAGCGAAUGCAGGGUCUACAUAGGCGUGUUAAGUCUUCAUCAUCUUCGUUUUGUGAGGUGCCAACUUUCCACUUGCUUGAAAAUGAGAACUUCUUGGUGUUCAGCUUCGAAAAUGGAGGUGAGAGUAAAGAAUUCAAGUCCAGAGGGAGUAAAAAAGAAACGAGUUCUGCAGAGUCGAAGCAGAAACGAGAAGAGAGACGCGAGUUAGAGAAAAACAAGAGAAAAAAAGGGCAUGUUGAGAAGGAAAACUUGAGCAGAAGGGUGUCUGAUAUGUCUUCUGUCAAUGUUGGAAAUGAUGUUAAACUUGAAUUUGCUAACACUUUGCCUCUGUUCAACGUUUCUUCUGAAAAGGAGCACAUGGAUUCAGAAGCACUGAGAUUCUCACAGCCCGUGAAGAGAAAUGAAGUUACCAAUGCUGAGAAAGUGAAGAAGAGAAAGAAGGGAACAACCUGUUACAAAGAAAAGAAGGUAGAAACUGAAUGUAGUUCAGAAGAUUCAAGCCCAGUUUCUGUCUUUGAUUUUGAGCGUGAAGCUUCUGGAACAGAGGUAGAUUCUUUUGGUGUUAGUAUGAGUUGGAGAAGAAAAUUGUCACCAGAGCUUGAAAAUGACCAGCUCUUUACUCUGCAUUCAAAUAGUAAUUUGAUGAUUGAAGAAGGGAAGGUUAAGGCAAUUGAGAACAACAAACAUGAAGAAUCUAAGAAAAAAGAGAAGCAAAGCCAAGAGUAUGUAGAUAUUUGGGGUGAAAUUUGCAGGCUUGCUGAAGAUGAAUUGGUUGGAUCAAGUCAGUUAGAGGAACGAACGAAGAAACAAGGUGAUUUUGAAAGUGUAAGUGCUGAUUUUGAGUCAGAAAUUUUUGAUCACUUGUUAAAUGAGCUUAUAGAUCAACUUGUUGAGAACCCCUUGAAAGCAUUGCAACUUCAGAAUUUGUAA